CGCCUAAAAGGAACGGUGGGAAAUGUCCGGCUGACGUCACACGAGCUAUAUAAAAGCGCUCGUGUUGCAUCUGUCUUCAGACUAGGAGCCAUGAGUAAGAGGAACUUCUACGAAUUUAGCGCUAGAUUAUUGAACGGAGAAACUGUUAAUUUCUCACAAUACCGUGGGAAAGUGGUCCUGAUCGAAAAUGUAGCAUCCCUAUGAGGUACAACUGUACGGGAUUAUACCCAAAUGAACGAACUUCUCGAUAAAUUCGGGGAUAAGUUAGAAAUUUUGGGUUUCCCGUGCAAUCAGUUUGGUCAUCAGGAAAAUGGAAGCAAGGAAGAGAUUACGAAUUCCUUAAAAUACGUGCGACCCGGUAACGGCUUCGAGACCAAAGUCACUCUGUUCGAAAAAGUCGAUGUGAACGGAUCAAGCACUCAUCCCGUCUAUCAAUUUCUUAAAAGAGCACUUCCACAUCCCAGUGACGAUUCCGAAUCUUUGAUGUCCAAUCCACUCUUCAUCACGUGGUCACCCGUAUGCCGUAAUGACAUCAGCUGGAAUUUCGAAAAGUUUCUUAUAAGCAAGGACGGAACACCUUUCCGUAGAUACAGCAGAAAUUAUUUGACUAGCGAUAUUGCUAGUGACAUACAAUUGCUUCUGAAGUAAGAUUUCUUUUUCUUUUUUUGGAAAAUCGAUUUCGAUUAUCGGAAUGGUCCGAAACUCGAAAUGAUAUCAAGACCAAAAAUUUCUGGGUUUUGAUUGAUGACACCCGAGAAGGACCCGACGAUAAUUUCGAUCGAUUAUUUUCAAAAAAAUUAUGUGAAAUAAAUGAUUAUUUUUAUUAGAAAAUAAAAACUUAGAUGGUGAUUUUA
This is a messenger RNA of Centruroides sculpturatus (bark scorpion), 854 nucleotides long. RefSeq names its product glutathione peroxidase 1-like. Gene Ontology annotation, molecular function: glutathione peroxidase activity. The transcript is spliced from 2 exons. Gene Ontology annotation, biological process: response to hydrogen peroxide; response to selenium ion; glutathione metabolic process. Gene Ontology annotation, cellular component: mitochondrion; cytosol. NCBI's taxonomy places the organism in Eukaryota, Metazoa, Arthropoda, Arachnida, Scorpiones, Buthidae. The record is from RefSeq and is a predicted model, not a curated record.